AUGUUUUUCCUCUGGUCGCUCGUUAUUGGCCUUGCAACAGUAUCUUCGGCUCAUCUUUUUGGAGAUGAUCUGGAUUGUACUGGAAUUAAUGGAAUUAGACCCCAAUGCGAAUCGAAAGAGUCGUACUAUCAGCGUGAUGUGUUCUGGGUUGGCGGGCAUUAUGUAAAUGCUGCGAUUGGAUUGUUGACAUAUGAUCAAAUGUAUGUUGAGAAAUUGACGCCUCAUAAGGGUAUCAAGAAGCCAUAUCCUGUGGUGUUAUUUCAUGGUGGAGGAGUUUCUGGAGCAACAUGGCUCAACACACCUGACAAUCGCAAAGGCUUUGCGUCUAUGUUCUUGGAUCUUAAUUAUCAAGUAUAUAUCGUCGAUCAAACUAGUGUAGGGCGAGGAACCCAGGAGGAUUUGACAGGGUAUCCAUUAAGAAUUGGAUCAACAUCAAAUAUCAGCGAGGUUGGUUUCACUGCUCCAGAAAUCGCGGAUGCCUAUCCCCAAAGCCAACUACAUACUCAAUGGCCCGGAACUGGACUUCGCGGAGAUCCUAUUUUCGAUGCCUUUGAAAGUGGAUUCAUGCCCUUGACCACCAACAACACACGACAGGAAAUAUCAAUGCGUGCAGCUGGUUGCCAGCUUCUUCAUCUGAUCGGUCCCUCGUUCUUGAUUUCCCAUUCCAUCGGCGCAAUCCACCCCAUUGUAAUUUCAGACGAAUGUCCAGAUCUAGUGCUUGGUAAUGUGAAUCUCGAACCCGGAAAUAUCCCCUUUGAAUCGUAUACUGGAAAUGCAACAUCGUCUGUUGGAAGGACCACUACUCGACCAUUCGGUUUGACCGUAUCCAAUCUCAAUUAUGAUCCACCCAUCUCCAACUACACCGAUCUCAUCACCGAGACGGUGGGUGAAGAUACCCUCGAAAGGAGAUCUUGCAUACAGCAAAGCAGCACCGCCGAAAACUACACCAUCCAUACUCUCCCUAAUAUAGCCAAGGUCCCAUAUGUCGCAUUCACCGGUGAAGCAUCUCCGCACAUCACGUACGAACACUGCAUUAUUCAGUACCUCAACCAAGUUGGUGUGAAGGCUAAUUGGAUCAAGAUGGCUGAUGUUGGUGUUCAUGGCAAUGCUCACUUUGGAUUUCUCGAAAAGAAUAAUGUCGAGUACUUUAAGGUCGUAGAGAGCUGGAUCAAGAAGGCAUCCAAUGGAAUUGGGUUCGAUUCCGGAAGAUAUUCAUCCUGGAAAGCGUGA
Molecule: messenger RNA, 1230 nt
Organism: Sclerotinia borealis F-4128
Lineage: Eukaryota; Fungi; Ascomycota; Leotiomycetes; Helotiales; Sclerotiniaceae
Source: the annotation of a GenBank genome assembly